AAAUAAUCAGCAGCAGCACAGAAAUCCAGAGAAGACGGAAAGUUGGGUUGGUCUGCUAGUUUAAGUGCAACCAAUAAUAAUACCUAAAAGUAAAGGGAAAAGCUUUGCAUUAUUACUCAAAAAUUUUGAAAGUGCAAGCAAGCAUGGAGGUGGGAUUGAUGCAGAGACAAUGGGUUGAGUACACAAAGUCGCUAUUCAUGGAGGGUUUCUUGGACAGUCAGUUUAUAGAGCUGCAGAAACUGCAAGAUGAGGGCAACCCAGAUUUCAUUGUUGAAGUGGUCUCUCUUUUCUUUGAGGAUUCUGAAAGGCUUCUCAAUGAUCUAACCAGAGCUUUAGAAGAGCCUGAUGUGGACUUUCAAAAGGUUGAUGGCCAUGUUCACCAGCUUAAAGGAAGCAGUUCUAGCAUAGGUGCACAGAGAGUUAAAAAUGUCUGUAUUACCCUCCGCAGCUUCUGUGAGGAACAGAACAUUGAAGGGUGCCUGAGAUAUCUGCAACAACUAAAGCAAGAGACCUGCCUGGUGAAAAACAAGUUUGAGAAUCUAUUCAGGAUGGAGCAACAAAUCAUGGCUGCUGGUGGGUCAAUCCCUACAACAGAAUUGCUAUUCUAAGUCUGCUGAUAUUCACAAAAGGCUAGAGAAUACUUCUGGAGUACUUGUUAUUAGAGAUGAUGGGAAUGUUGUUUUUCUUUUCGUUUUCUCGGAGGUCCUUGCGAAAUUACUGUUCUUCUAUUUGAUGAGACCUGUGUGAAAUUUUACUGCUGAGGAAGUAUUUUCUAAACCAUGUCACUUUCCUGGAUGAUGCCAAUGUUAUAAAAUGGUUGUAUUUAAAGAUUCCAAUGGAGUUCCACAAUGUGAACAAGACCUGUCUUGGCAUGUGCUU
Messenger RNA from Cucurbita moschata (crookneck pumpkin), 879 nucleotides. Its product is annotated as histidine-containing phosphotransfer protein 1-like. Lineage: Eukaryota; Viridiplantae; Streptophyta; Magnoliopsida; Cucurbitales; Cucurbitaceae. The record is from RefSeq and is a predicted model, not a curated record. Gene Ontology annotation, molecular function: protein histidine kinase binding; histidine phosphotransfer kinase activity. Bases 144 to 608 code for a protein of 154 amino acids. The transcript is spliced from 7 exons. Gene Ontology annotation, cellular component: nucleus; cytoplasm. Gene Ontology annotation, biological process: cytokinin-activated signaling pathway; phosphorelay signal transduction system; phosphorylation.